Molecule: messenger RNA, 1665 nt
Organism: Ostrinia furnacalis (Asian corn borer)
Lineage: Eukaryota; Metazoa; Arthropoda; Insecta; Lepidoptera; Crambidae
Exons: 3
Coding region: 226-738 (170 amino acids)
Biological process (GO): transmembrane transport
Cellular component (GO): membrane
Molecular function (GO): transmembrane transporter activity
Source: RefSeq, a predicted model, not a curated record
CAAGUGUGUCCCGGGGGAAAGUUCUGUCAUUGGACCACAAAAUUAAUCAGAAGAACACAGGAGUUCGAAUUUAAGGUUCAACCCUCCAUUGCAAGCGGAUGACAGACAAGGUGACAAAGGUUUAGUAACCUUUAAGAAAACUUUGUCCAGCAGUGGACAAAGUUAAAAGAAAGACUAGAUAUUAAUUGUGUAUUGUAUUGUGUGUGUAAACAGUUCUUUUCAAUAAUGAAAGGAAUGUUAGUUAAGCUGGGGAAGAACAAGGUCAAAUGUGUAGAAGAAGGGCCAAAUUCAAAUAAUGUUUGUGGAAACCGUAACGAAAAUCGGCUAUUGUUUUUAAAACAGCUGUUCGUAGCCAGCGGAAUAUGGACCCCCUACCUAUCUGUGGGCCUCUGCUUGGGCACCCCGACGGUGUACAUCGCGCAAAUGAGGCGUGAAGUCAACUCCACCGAAGCCGUGUCUCCUGAAAUGUCAUCUUGGAUCUCAUCAGCCUUCGGCUACGCGUCGAUCCCUGGCGUGUUUCUCCUGGCAUACCUGACGACGCGAAUUGGUAGAAAAAGGACUUUCAAUCUUGUCUCCAUCAACAUGCUCGUGGUAGCUACCAGCUACUAUCUUAGCAGCACUCCGAUGCACAUCAUAAUAACUGAGAUACUCCAAGGAAUACCGCAUGCUUGCAGCGUUUCCACCUCUAUAAUAGCUCUGGUUGAGUACACCUCCCCUGAAAACAGGGGCUUGAUUUGAUUUGGGCAGCUAACACUGUGGGUACACUCACAAAUUGGAGGUACAUCUGUGUGAUAAGUUAUAUGAAUGCGGCAUACGCGUUAUCUUCUUUCUUCUGGCCCGAAUCUCCGUUAUGGUUAGCAAGUAAAGGUAGGUUUGAAGAGUGUAAGGAAUCACAUAGAUGGUUGAAAGGGAGGGGGGACGCCGCUGAGAAAGAGCUGGAAAAAAUGAUCAGAACGCAAAUGGAAAACGUCAAAAAGCCUUGGAGUUGUAGAAAUAUGUUUCAGUUUUUGACUUUAAGAGAGUUUUACAAACCUAUCAUUCUUUCUUCAAUAAUGAUGGUCAUGUACCAUUUAUCAGGUAAACAUGUCUUUACGAUGUAUGCUAUAGAUAUUUUAAAGAAAAUCACGAAUAGCGAAACCGCCGCGUACAAUGGCAUGUUAAUUCUGGAUGGCGUUUCAGUAUUCUGCAUGUACAUAGGCUGUGUUCUUUCGAAAUUUUUGAGGAGACGCACUCUGCUUUUCGUGUUUGGACCUUUAGCAGCUUUAUUCUUGUUUUUAAUGUCAUUAUACUUAUAUUUAGUUAAGUUGUCUAUCGUCAACGAGAACAAAUAUGUGUCGAUUAUGUUACUAAUAGGUUUUUCUACAGCUAUAGGGUUAGGACCCAUCAUUUUAGCUACUUCUUUGUAUGGGGAGUUGAUACCAACCAACUACAAAGGGCAAGCUGUGACAAUAAUAUCCUUAAUAUUUGUGUUAAUACAGUCCACUGUACUUAAGACGUCUCCGUAUGGUUUUGUAGCUAUAGGAACUCAUGGUAUGUUUAUGUUCUAUGGUAUUUCAGUUACUGUAUGUUUGUGUGUGUUGUACAAAUAUCUACCGGAGACAAAGGACAAGACCUUGCAGGAAAUCGAAGACCAUUUCAAGAGAAAGGAAUGAAUGUAGGUAGUUA